CCAGCAAAUGAGUUUGACCCUGUCUGGGUAUACCCUGUGCCCGCUGCCGGCGUUUUCCCGGACCUGACAAUACCCGAGAUGCCUGUCCCUACAACCAGCUUGGUCACCUACGACGUCACCGACGACGAUGACGGUGCUCAUGGAGACAUCACCUUUAGCAUCGUAUCUGCCACAACCGCCGAGGGCAGCGACGCCUACAGCAUGUUCCUCGUCGACCCCGUUGUCGGCUCCCUCUGGAUGACAGCAACACCUGACGCCGACACACAGACCGGAGGAACAAGCAGAUAUGACGUCAUCAUCUCAGCGGAAGACGGGGGUCAAAGGUCAAUCCAGGCCACACAGACAAUCCACGUGACCAACACCAACGACAAUCCUCCUACCAUAUGGGCGUCCUCACAUGCAAAGGAUUUGAUAGAAUCGACAGCUGUUGGUGCCGUUGUGUUCACCCUUGAGGUCAAGGACUUCGACCUUGACACCGUGACGUCAUCAGUGAUAGAGGGCGCUGAUCUGUUCAGCUUUGACGGGACGUCUGUGACAACGACGGGCGUGUUAGACUUUGAGUCUGUAAGGUGUCAUACCAUUGUCAUCAGUGCGUCAGAUGGUGUUCAUGACGUCAACGUCACAUUGACUGUGAACGUCACCGACGGCAAUGACCAAUCACCGGAAGUGACGUUACACGGCGCGGUGUCUAUACCGGAAGAACAACCAGUAGGGACCAUCAUUGGGGGACUGUUUGACGUCACAGAUAAAGAUGAAGUGGACAGUUUGACCUACUCUCUCAGUGGCCCGGACGACCAGUACAUUGAGAUAGAGCCCAGUACAGGAGAAGUGAAGGUCAAGGCCAGAAUAGACAGGGACGGAAGUAGUGGAGUUACCUUACUUGACGACCUGACCUUGACCGUGACAGAUCUUGCAGGUCACAGCACAAGCGCUAACUUGAACGUCAGUGUGUUGGACGUCAACGACAACGCCCCCGAGUGUACACAGACAGUGUUCCGAGUCAACAUCACCGAAGGGGAGCCAGAUGGGAAGGUAGCCACAUUAUCAUGCUACGACAACGACUCCGGCGACAACGGCAAUUUUGUCUUGUUCAUCACUGACGGUGACGACCUGAACUACUUCAGCCUCGUGGGGUUGGAGGUACACGCUGCCAGCUCCACCAUCGACUACGAGAGUAUCGACACCUCUGUCCCCUACAUCGUCACCGUCGGCGCCGUCGACCAGCCCACGACAGAAGCUGCCAAAACCGGCGCUGUAACAAUCAUAGCUCAGAUAUUACCCGUCAACGAGUUCGAUCCUACAUGGGUAUCCCCUGCGCCUACGGGCGUUCAGUUCCCGGAUGUAACAAUAUCAGAAGCAGCAGUAACGACAAGCAUCGUGGCCUACAAUGCUACCGACGAUGACGGCGGUGACCAUGGAAGAAUCACUUAUAAUGUUAUAUCAGCUACAACAGCCGAAGGCAGCGACGCCUCCAGCAUGUUCCUCGUCGACCCCGUCGUCGGCUCCCUCUGGAUGACAGCCACACCUGACGCCGACACACAGACCGGAGGAACAAGCAGAUAUGACGUCAUCCUCUCAGCGGAAGACGGGGGUCAAAGGUCAAUCCAGGCCACACAGACAAUCCACGUGACUAACACCAAUGACAAUCCUCCUACCAUCUGGGCGUCGGCUUUUCACCAUGAAAUACCCGAAGACACGGCAGUUGGUGCCGUUGUGUUCACCCUUGAGGUCAAGGACAUCGACCUUGACACCGUGACGUCAUCAGUGACAGAGGGUGCUGAUUUGUUCAGCUUUGACGGGACGUCUGUGACAACGACGGGUGUGUUAGACUUUGAGAAUGAACGUUGCCAUACGGUGUUAAUAAGUGCAUCUGACGGCGUCCAUGACGUUAACGUGACUUUGACCAUCAACGUCACAGAUGUCAACGACAAUUCACCGGAAGUGGCGCUUCACAGUUCGGUGUCCAUACCGGAAGAACUACCGGUGGGGACUGUGAUUGGUGGAGUGUACGACGCCACAGACAAAGACGACGGCGACACCUUCAGCUACACCAUCAGCGGUUCACACAGCCAGUACGUUGAGAUUGACUCGUCAACAGGCGACGUGAAGGUCAAGGCUAGGAUAGAUAGGGACGGGAAUAGUGGAGUUACCGUCCUUGAUGACCUGACCUUAACCGUAACUGACCUUGCGGGACACAGCAGCAGUGUGAACCUCAACAUCAGCGUGUUGGACGUCAACGACAAUGCCCCAGAAUGCUCACAGACUGUAUUCAAAGUCAACAUUACUGAAAACUCGACAGAUGGGAUGGUAGCGACAUUAUCAUGCUACGACAACGACUCCGGCGACAACGGCAAUUUUGUCUUGUCCAUCACUGACGGUGACGACCUGAACUACUUCAGCCUCGUGGGGUUGGAUGUACACGCUGCUAGCUCCACCAUCGACUACGAGAGUAUCGACACCUCUGUCCCCUACAUUGUCACCGUCGGCGCCGUCGACCAGCCCACGACAGAAGCUGCCAAAACCGGCGCUGUCACAAUCAUAGCUCAGAUACAGCCCCAGAAUGAGUUCAGCCCCGUCUGGGGGAGUCCGCAGGUUUUCAUUGCUGGUACCUUCCCUGACCUCACUGUACCCGAGGACACAGCUGCUGGUUCGGAUGUUGUCAAGGUCACAGCCGUAGAUGAUGACGCAGGAGAAGAUGGUGACGUUACAUACGAGUUUACUUCUGUGACUGACGAAACUGGAGCGGACAGGAGGAAUCUCUUCUUCCUGGACACAUCCACGGGUCUACUUACAACAUCAGGUGUUCUGGACAGCGACUUAGCAACGGGCGGGCUUGAGUAUUUUGACGUAGCACUAAAAGCCAGCGACGGAGGAUCCAUCUCAAACGUCAUAACGACGACCCUAAAACUGACUCUCACAGGGGUGAACGACAACGCUCCCGUCUUCAGGAACGCAGCGGCAGAGGUGACAGUGAAUGAGACGGUAUCUCCAGGAACGGACAUCUACAAACUAGAGGCUGAGGAUUUCGACGGUGACAGUGUUGACUUUGAGCUUAUAGGCGGUUCAACCACCCUGUUUCAAGUGGUAGGAUCGGAUCUUCGACUUCUACAGGAAUUGGACUAUGAGACUCAACAUUGUCACACUAUUGUGUUCAGUGCCAAAGACACCACAUACUCUGCAAACGUCUCCCUGACGAUCAACGUGGGCAACGUGAUGGACGAGCAGCCGGCGAUAACGCUGAUCCCUCCCCUGGUACUGUUGGAGGAACUUCCGGUCGGGAUGGGCGUGGGCGGCUUCCUGUCAGUCGAGGACCCGGAUGCAGGAGACAUCCUCGCCUACAGUAUCUCAGGCACGGGAUCCGACUUCUUCAACAUUGACAGUUCCACAGGGGCAUUCAGCAUUGCUAAGCGGAUUGAUCGAGACAGCCCAGGAAACGUGACUCUUGUUGAUGACCUUACCUUGACCGUGACAGACUCAGCGGGCUUACAAGACUCGGUAACCUUGAACUUCUCCGUUGUUGACCUCAAUGACAACACACCUAUAUGCGGGGUCACUUCCGGCCAGGUGACUGUGACGGAGAAUUCAGCAUCAGGUCUUGUUUUGUCCGAGAUCACUUGCAAUGACGUGGACAGUGGUGACUUCAGCACCGUCGCGAUGUCCAUCGACAGCACCAGCGACCCCAAUGGUUACUUCCAACUGUCCGGCACACAGCUUAUUUCGGGAGUUAAUGCUGUCGAUUAUGAGACCUUGGGGAGCACAGAUUACAUGCUGAAUAUCAAGGUCUUAGCGAUAGACAAUCCUAGCGGCGACAUCCAGCUCACAGCGACAUCUAUAGUUUCAAUCAAGGUACUCCCAGAAAACGAAUACACUCCUGUGUUUACGACACCGGUCUUAGGCGGAAGCGGAUUGUUCCCUGACGUCGCUGUGUCUGAGGAUGUUACCAUGGGAACAGUUGUAACUUCAUUCAACGCCACAGACAGUGACCACGGUGACGAUGGUCGGGUUGUCUAUGCAGUGACGUCCAUCACAACAGAUUCUGGAACCCAGAUAACCGGAACAUUUACAAUAGACACAUCAAGUGGCGAGUUGAGAGUUUCCGGGCAGCUGGACGCUGAUGCCGUCACAGGCGGCGUCAACUACUACACCGUCAACAUCACUGCCACAGACGCAGGCUCUUCACCUCGCUCUAUCCAAGGUGCUUUGAACGUCGACGUCACAGGGGCCAAUGACAACCCGCCCUUGUGGAACAUCACUGUUCAGGAAGUGGACGUUUUUGAAAACGCCAGUGUCGGAGAUGACGUCGUCUUUCUGAUGGCCGAUGACGCCGAUGGAGAUUCAGUGACCUUCAGCACUUCUGAUACCAAGUUCAAGGUUGACGGGUCAAUGUUGAAAGUCGACCAGCAACUAGACUUCGAGCAAGAACGUUGCCAUGCUGUUGUUAUUAGCGCCACAGACGGAAAGUACACGGUGGACCAAACUCUAGUAGUCCACGUCUUGGACUCAAACGACGAGACUCCUGUCGUCACGGUUACCAAGGUGAUAUACAUUCCUGAAGAGAUUCCAGUGGGGACGGACGUCGCGAGAGGCUACAUCGUCAGCGACGCGGAUGAGAACGACACCCUCACCUUCAGUCUCCAAGGUACAGAUAGUGGUCUCCUGGCGAUAAACAGUUCGACAGGGGAGAUAUCUCUCAAGGGAGCGCUCGACUUCGAGUCUUUAGCGUCCGGUAUCCUUGACGUUAUUCUUCACGUCGGCGACGUCGCCGGCCAUACUGUGACUCAGGCGUUGGAUAUCGUCAUCACAGACGUCAACGACAAUACCCCCGUAUUUAGCAAAGCAGUGCACAGCGUGUCUGUGACAGAGAAUUCCACUGGAGAGAACCUACUGCUGACCCUCACUGCGACCGACGCCGACACCGGAACCAACGGACAGUUUACUUUCAACAUCAGCGACGGCAACAACGACGGAAUGUUCCGACUUGAUGGAGACGACCUGUACGUGCAAGUCUUGGACUACGAGGCAGGAUCGUCCAUAAACUUCACAUACUCCCUGACUGUCACCGCCAUCGACCACGCAGCCCAUGCAAGAACAGGCGUCACCGUCGUCAUUGUGGAGGUCUCCCCUGAGAACGAGUUUGUGCCAGUGUGGAGCAGUCCGUCUGUGGAUGCUGCUGGAUACUUCCCCGGUUUAACUGUGGAUGAGGAUGUCGGCCUUGAUUUUGACGUUGUCACCGUUACAGCGACUGACGCGGACCUCGGAGAAGACGGUGAUGUGACGUACAGCGUUACGUCAGUUGUGUCAGAUACAAAUAGCAACAUGCCAGGUGUCUUCAUUAUCGAAUCUGGAACAAGCAAACUCAAAACCAGUUCUCUCCUUGACUUCGACCAAUCAACGGGAGGGGUGAAGUAUUAUGACGUCACGAUCACCGUCUCCGAUAAGGGAUCUGUUCCAAAGACCACCUCAGCAAUUCAACGUGUCAACCUCACCAACGUCAACGACAUCACACCACAAUUUUCAAACGACACCUACACCGUUAACGUAGCCUGCAACGUUGUUGCGGGGACAUUACUCGCGACGUUGUCGGCAGAUGACGAGGACACUCCGUCUCUUGUUUACGGAAUAGAAGCAGGAACCAACCCCUUUGUGUCUGUUGACAGUGUUUCAGGGGAGGUUACUCUCAUAGCCUCACCAACAGGUGGCGCUGUUACAGACUUGGCCCAAUCGAUACCGUUAUUGGUGUCCGAUGGGGGUUCCCCAAAUCUAGAGGGAAAGGGUCACUUGUUGGUUCUUUUUGAAAACUGCGACACCAAUAGCGACUGUGACAACGACACCAACGUCUACGCUCCUGUAUUCUCUCAACAUCUUCACACUGUCAGGAUUGCCGAAAACGCGACUGGAGAGACCCUACUGCUGACCCUCACUGCGACCGACGCCGACAACGGAACCAACGGACAGUUUAUUUUCAACAUCAGCGACGGCAACAACGACGGAAUGUUCCGACUUGAUGGAGACGACCUGUACGUGCAAGUCUUGGACUACGAGGCAGCAUCGUCCAUAAACUUCACAUACUCCCUGACUGUCACCGCCAUCGACCACGCUGCCGAUGCAAGAACAGGCGUCACCGUCGUCAUUGUGGAGGUCUCCCCUGAGAACGAGUUUGUGCCAGUGUGGAGCAGUCCGUCUGUGGAUAUUGCUGGAUACUUCCCUGGUUUAACUGUGGAUGAGGAUGUCAGCCCUGAUUUUGACGUUGUCACCGUUACAGCGACUGACGCGGACCUCGGAGAAGACGGUGAUGUGACGUACAGCGUUACGUCAGUUGUGUCAGAUACAAAUAGCAACAAGCCAGGCGUCUUCAUUAUCGAAUCUGGAACAGGCAAACUCAAAACCAGUUCUGGUCUUGACUUCGACCAAUCAACGGGAGGGGUGAAGUAUUAUGACGUCACGAUCACCGUCUCCGAUAAAGGAUCUGUUCCAAAGACCACCUCAGCAAUUCAACGUGUCAACCUCACCAACGUCAACGACAUCACACCAAAAUUUUCAAACGACACCUACACCGCCAACGUAGCCUGUGCCGUUGUUGCGGGGACAUUACUCGCGACGUUGUCGGCAGAUGACGAGGACAGUCCGUCUCUUGUUUACGAAAUAGAAGCAGGAGCCAACCCCUUUGUGUCUGUUGACAGUGUUUCAGGGGAGGUAACUCUCAUAGCCUCACCAACAGGUGGAGCUGUUACAGACUUGGCCCAAUGGAUACCGUUAUUGGUGUCCGAUGGGGGUUCCCCAAAUCUUCAGGGAAAGGGUCACUUGUUGGUGCUUUUUGAAAACUGCGACACCAGCACAGUUUGUAGUAAUGACACAAACCUCUUCACGCCGACAUUCUCAAAGUCACUUCACACAGUCGCUGUCCCAGAAAAUGCCACGGCAGAGAGCCUAAUACUGACCUUCACUGCGACCGACGCCGACAAUGGAACCAAAGGCCAGUUUACUUUCAACAUCAUCGACGGCAACAACGACGGCAUGUUCCGUCUUGACGGGGACGAUCUGUACGUGCAGGUCGUUGACUACGAAGGCGCCGCGUCGGUAAACUUCACCUACUCCCUGAUCGUCACCGCCGUCGACCACGCUGUUGAUGCCAGAACGGGUGUCACUGUUGUCGUGGUUGAGAUUACGCCCCAGAACGAGUUUGACCCUGUAUACCAGAGCCCGCAACCAGACACUAGCGGUGAAUUUCCAGUAUUGACCGUCGAUGAAGAUGAACCCCUAGGAUAUGAGGUCAUCGUAGUUACUGCCACCGAUGCUGACCUCGGGAGCGAUGGCAACGUUGUUUACAGUAUCGACUCGGUCUUGACAGAUACAGGUGCCAGCGAGCCAAACAAAUUCACCAUUGAUCCAUCCACUGGACGCAUGACAACGUCAUCUCAUUUGGACUUUGACCCUUCGACUGGGGGAACUGGUUAUUAUGACGUCACAAUUCUAGUUUCUGACAUGGGGACGCCGACAAGAAGCACCUCCGCCAUGCAGAGAGUGAUUGUUCACAACUUCAAUGACAUACAGCCAGCUUUAUCAGAAACCAUGACAACUGUGGACGUGGCAUGCGGCACGGCACCUGGAACGUCACUGGUGAUGUUAACUGCUGUUGACGACGACGGACCAAGCCUCAGUUUUGCUAUCGAUUCCGGGUCGAAUCCAUACGUUUCAGUGAGCAGUUCAGGGGAGGUAACUCUUCUAAGUUCACCAGUAGGUAGCGCUGUAGAUGACCUUGUUGAAAAUGUUCAAAUUGUGGUCUCAGAUGGCGGAAGCCCGGAAUUAAAGGUCACUGGACAUCUACAGAUUUUAUUCGAAAAUUGUGGAAACAGUACUAUUUGUGAUUCCGUUACUACGGCAACAACAUCAGAAGCUACAACGUGUGACUGCAGCAACAGAACGACCUCGGGAAAUGACCCACCAUCAAGGUCAACUGAUGACGUCAUUGAGACAUGGGUGAUGAGGGGAGUCGUCAUGCUGCUGACUGCGAUGCUGUUUGGAAUUCUUGCCAUGCAUUGCAGACCGAAGACGCCAAGCAUUCCGCAAAAGGGGAACGGUAAAGUGUUCCCCCGGGAAUCUACGCUGGAGAGAGGGAUCCAGGACGAUUCAGGAAAGCCCUUCGACGAUGAUCUAGAACACCAUUUCCUUCACAAAUAACCUCGAGAGAAUACCCAUACUACAGAGGGGAGACGUCCACACAACCAUAUCGAAACGGAGAGGAUAUUCCCAUAUACAUAUGUAUAGCAUGUGGACAUGUACAGGAUAUGGCUGAACACACUGUGAGGAGAAAGGGAAUCAAUGGGACCAUCCAAGAUGCUAUGUCAUUUAAUGAUUAGUCGUCGCACUAUCCAUUGACAUUGGAAUGCUGUUCCCUGUGUUAAACAUAUGGCAGAUUGUUAUUUAUAACACUAAAUUGACAACAGCACACAGUUGGCCAAGAUAAACGUAUUGAUAUAUUUUUUGUUUAUAUUAUUUUUCAUUCUUUAAAUGUUGAUGUUUUUAAUACAGUCUA
This is a messenger RNA of Haliotis rufescens (red abalone), 8533 nucleotides long. Its product is annotated as cadherin-23-like. The transcript is spliced from 32 exons. Gene Ontology annotation, cellular component: cell-cell junction; plasma membrane. Gene Ontology annotation, biological process: homophilic cell-cell adhesion. Gene Ontology annotation, molecular function: calcium ion binding. The coding region runs from base 79 to 8178 and encodes 2699 amino acids. NCBI's taxonomy places the organism in Eukaryota, Metazoa, Mollusca, Gastropoda, Lepetellida, Haliotidae. The record is from RefSeq and is a predicted model, not a curated record.